This is a messenger RNA of Eleginops maclovinus (Patagonian blennie), 4820 nucleotides long. It is a transcript of the gene cygb2, whose product is annotated as cytoglobin 2. The transcript has 3 exons. Bases 1 to 591 code for a protein of 196 amino acids. Gene Ontology annotation, molecular function: iron ion binding; heme binding; oxidoreductase activity. NCBI's taxonomy places the organism in Eukaryota, Metazoa, Chordata, Actinopteri, Perciformes, Eleginopidae. Gene Ontology annotation, biological process: oxygen transport. The record is from RefSeq and is a predicted model, not a curated record.
AUGUCUCGAAGGGAGUCUCCGCCACCGCCCUCGCCACCUCCGCAGGUGCUGGGAGUGCGGAGAGGAGAGGUGGAGCCUGACGACCGUCCGGAGCGCGCCGAGCCACUGUCCGACGCCGAGAGGGAGAUCAUCCAGGACACGUGGGGGCACGUCUACAAGAACUGCGAGGACGUGGGGGUGUCUGUGCUCAUAAGGUUCUUUGUCAACUUCCCAUCGGCCAAACAGUACUUUAGCCAGUUUCAGGACAUGGAGGACCCAGAGGAGAUGGAGCGAAGCGGCCAACUUCGUCACCAUGCCCGCAGGGUGAUGAAUGCCCUAAACACGGUGGUGGAGAACCUAAAUGACCCAGAGAAGGUGACGGCAGUGCUGGCCUUGGUGGGGAAGGCCCAUGCUAUCAAACACAAGGUGGAACCCAUGUACUUUAAGAUCCUGAGCAGUGUUAUGCUGGAGGUGUUGGCUGAAGAUUUCCCAGAAUUCUUCCCGGUAGAGGUGCAGAUGGUGUGGACCAAACUGAUGGGGGCGGUGUACUGGCAUGUGACGGGGGCCUACACAGAGGUGGGCUGGCUCCAGGUCUCCAGCUCGGCGGUGUGAACAGUUUGGAAGAAGAGAGGGGUAAAAUAAUUUUAAAUUGCAAGGAGUUAUUUGAGGAUGGUUUCACAGACAUGGACACGAUAACGUUGUAAUCCGUGCAACUCUGUACUUCAUUUUGGUGGCAUUUUAGGUGCUAUGCCUUCAUUGCAGUUGUGUUCCUACAUUGCACAGCCCAGGGAUCACCUGGACGCCAAACAAUGUAGCCAGGCAACAUUUGACUUCGCUUAGAAUAAAGUAUUAGCAAGUGUAAGAGGUACUUUUGUCUAUGUUUAGAGCAGGGAAGCUAAGAUUGCUAAUGCUAAAUAUCCAGUCUGUCUACUGUUGAAUUGAAGUGACCAUUUGCUAAUCCCUGCCUUCCAUAGUUAUUGAUGCUAGGCCCGUCAAGCUUUAAAAUCUAGUAACACUUUCAGUGUCCAAAGGAAAUUGUAUCUGAUUUUAUUCUCAAUAGUGUUGGUGAUUAUUGAAACAAUGCUAACCUGAUUUCAACACAAGGAAGGCCUCUUAUUGAGCUGAACCCUGUUGAUUUUUCACUUCAUAACAAAAACUGUUGCUAGAAAAUAUACUGCCACCAACUAGAUCACUAAUAUAAGCAAAGUAUUUUAUUUGAUGAUGUUUUUACCAACAAACCUCUUUUAAAAAAAUACCUUUAAAAGGGUCUUAAAUAUAUACUUGAAGGCUUCAAAACAGCUACAUAUUAUGCUAAAAUGCUAAAGCUACUGGUCCUUCAAGUAAACAUACAUCACAUUGUAACACAUGUUGUUCUUGUAUUGUGUCAAAACUAUUCACAGUAGUUCUAGUGUUGAGGUACCCUUAUAUUAAAAAGGAAUAAUAAAACAUUAUUAUAAGGAGAAAAAAAAACCUGGGGUAGUUUAUAUGUAGGCUAAUAAGAUAGUUAGCUGGCGUGCUAAAACUUGCAGCGUAGGUUAGAGCAGACAAGCAAACUAUUUAUCUAGUGCACUUUUUAUACUUUCUGUGUUGUGUUUUACUUAAAAAAGCACCCUUAAAACAUUUCAUAAGCUAUAUAGCUCUAACUGCAUCUUCAUCCACUCUGUUUUGGCAUCCAGAGAAAGUCAAUCUCGACAGGUCUGAUGUGUGUAGUUACAGCUAACAUUAUGUGUUGGACAUAGUAGUUCAAGGUAAUGCUAGGGUUUUACUGAACAGUCAGCUGGGGAUGGCAGAAACAGAAGUUCAUUUUCAAGAAAAAUGUUACGGAUUAUGACUUAACAGAGUUCAUUUCUGUGGAAAGAUUAAGAAUUGUGUAGACAGGAAGUGAUUUUUGAGCUCGGGAGGGGCAGGUAGUUGUUAAAGCCCCAGCUAUGGGACCAUGGAGCUGCUGACUGUUAAUAGAUCCUCUUUGUGUCCUACUAAAGUAUAUCCUCAUGUUUAGGGGAACCGUGCCCCUUUCUCUCUCUAUUGAUGCAUUGUGUGCUCUUAAUGUCUUGUUUAACUUAACCAAGGUGUUGUUUGUAUAAGUGUACAGUCGGCAAGUGUGCAUACUCUUCUGCCUUUGUUUACAACUCAUGACACGUCCUUCUGUUGACGUGUUAAACAGGGCUGUUUUUUCUUUGCUACAAUUCUAGCAACAAUACUUUGAUUUUACUUCUGCUUUUCACUUUCAUUACAUGCUAACAUUGUAAAAGGGCGAUGGAAAAAAUCAGCAGGUGGUCACAAUCAUCAACUGCACACGUACACACUCACACUCACUCACACACACGCAGACAGGCUAUAAGACCUUCCCUGUGCUAAUAUUUACAGGACUGUCAGUGAGUUUACUUCUUCAAAACCCCAUCAGAGAGAGAAGAGGCAUUUAAGGCUCCAUUAAGGGCUUUAGAAAGUCACUCGGAGGUCUACUGGAAGACGUGUCAGCUUUAGAAGUGCCAUCAGUCUGUUUUACUUCAAUCUUUGACCCCUCUCACACGAGAAAUGACAUCCUAAAACUCAAGAAUAAUACAUCCUUUGCUCUUAUACUUUAUGGAUGCUCUCUUAAUAUUUGACAAGGGGAAUAAUGGCACCUCACAGUUUUUCUCUACACUCAUAGAUCAUAUUUAGUUAUCCUCCACCUCUGAGCAUGCUGCAUACUGACGACUUUCUUCACCUAACCUAACCUUCGUCACUGGUGCUUCAGUAAGUACAGUCUUUGGAUUGCAUUCUCUCCCACUAGCUGCCCCUAUCUGCGAGACUCUCUGGUCAAUUUCCAAAAAUACACGGCAAAUCUGUUUAGGAUGGACAUUUGAUCCAAUCUUCAGUUUGCAUCUGCUCCAGUGACGUCCUGUAUCUCCCAUCUGACCCAGCUUGGCAUCGGCAUCUGGCAUUAAUGAGGAGGUAAUGAGUCUCCUCUCCUACUCAUUUGGUCGUUCAUCUACUGUCACUUCCCAUUGCCUCUGUUAGGACCGCGUUACAGUGAAAACAAUUAUGACAGGAUAGAUGGUCUGAAAAUUGCCACAACACGACAGCCAUUCACAACAAAGCUUUAUCAUCAUGUCUUUCCUAUAAUUUAAACAUUUAAAUAAUGUUUCCAUAAACCGUCUGAAGAUGUUAAUCACUCGUUACCUUCUUAAAAACCAGUGGUUUCCAGACAUUUCCUAUCAUGCUUGUCAGUGAAAGCCAGAACAAAUAAAGGCAUCCCCAAGGUGUAAAUUGAACUUAAUCUUUAAAGUAGGCCAACUGAAAUCUUCAGUGUCAUCAUCAAGAACAGCUUGUUACUGAUUGCUUUGUGUCAUGCAUAUAAAAGUUUUGAGUUUAACCAAAACUUCUAUUUGUUGUUGCUUUCAAAAACCCAAAGCUCUCCUGCUGUAUUGACAGUUAACCCAGGGGGAAUAACGUUUCUUAUUUAGGAUUUUAAUUAUUUCUUUUCUAGUUACACAGCCCAUGUUAUUUAGUUUACUCCCCCUUCCAAAGUAUUUCCGUGUUGUUCUUUACAAUUUGUCGUCUGGAUAGCUCUUGCUCACUGGAAAUCUUGAAAACUUGUUUCUUUAUCAAAAAGCAUCACACAUAGACUCUUUUCACUGCAGACUGUGAGAUUCUGACCCCUCAUAGAGGAAAAAACACAGGUGGAACUAAUACCAUAAACAAUGACUCAAUUCCUGAUUAUAUUGCUAUACAUUUGAUCGCAAUGGUUCUUGUGUGAGUUAGAAAUACGUGUCUCUCUCCUGAAGCCAUGAACAAGUUAAUAUGUUAUCUUGACAUUACUGUUUCCUUGAGAUAGGGAGAAAAUUAUCAUGGAAUUAAAAAAUCCUGAGCGAAAAAUACAUUUUAACUUGGGAUCAUGAUAAGAGGAUUUAAAAUAUAAUUGCGACUACAGCCACUCUUCAGUACCUGCAAAAACAGCCUUUCACAUAAAACAUAAAUUCACUAAGAGCUCUCAUUAAACAAGUUCCUCUUCAAGUUGAGUUAUAGUGUUGUCAGCCAUUGAAUGGAUAAAAAUACACACAGGAGUCUAACAAACCACAAAGCAAACUAUUUCCACUUUGACUCAAAAAGCCGUCGAGGCAGUAAAGCUGUUGUCAGUCAUAAAUGAUCUGUUUCAAAAUAUACACCAGUCCUAUUCUUUGCCCGACUUCUGACGUCAGCGUCGCCCUGAGGUCAAGCCUCAAACAGCUCGAGGUUCAGGAGUAUUUUUGUUAAGUAAAGGUCCCCCGACAUCUUGUUUAUUAAACACUGUGCGGUGUGAAAUCCUGUCUGCAAACACACACACUUACACACACAUGAUGGAGAUAUACUGUCGCUCCUAAGCAGCAUGAUCCUCAAACACCAUAAACACACAAUUAUGUGCAGACACAUCCCAAUAUAGCUAACUUGCUUUCUUUACGACUUUUCUCACACACACAGUUGGUCACGCAUUUAAUUGGUGAGUUGGGCCUGUCCUUGCAUGUCAAGUGUAUUACAGCAGCACUUAAUCCAAAAUACGCUCAUGAAUUUAUUGCACAUGUUUUCUUUUAGCAAAUCAGGGCAUCACAGCAUAUAUGAAACUAAGUGUUUUUGUUGUGAAAUGUUUCUGUUUAUCAGUUGAAAAGUUAGGACUUUAUAUUUUUCUAAAUAUAUCUAUGAGAGGGAUUAUAUGUAUUUGAAUACUGUAUAUGAAUAUGUCAUUGUAUACUGCGUUGUUGGUGGGAGCGAGUGCAGUGGCUUUGUAGUGUUUUGAGCAUGUUUGCACAGCCUACCACACACCUGUACCUUUGCAGACCUGGUGAAAAUGAAUCAUGACCAUCAAUAAAAUAUCCUUAAAUUUG